This is a messenger RNA of Paecilomyces variotii, 1464 nucleotides long. RefSeq names its product pyridoxal phosphate-dependent transferase. NCBI's taxonomy places the organism in Eukaryota, Fungi, Ascomycota, Eurotiomycetes, Eurotiales, Thermoascaceae. The transcript is spliced from 4 exons. Gene Ontology annotation, cellular component: cytoplasm. The record is from RefSeq and is a predicted model, not a curated record. Gene Ontology annotation, biological process: NAD+ biosynthetic process. The coding region runs from base 1 to 1464 and encodes 487 amino acids. Gene Ontology annotation, molecular function: kynureninase activity; pyridoxal phosphate binding.
AUGGGUUCCAAACUGCAUGUGCGCGAUAUCAAGAGCGGCCCGCCGCUUCAUUACAAAGACGACGUGCGGGCUUAUAGCAAAGAAUACGCCCAGUCUUUGGAUAAGCAGGACCCUCUUCGGGACUUCCGAGACGAAUUCAUCAUUCCAUCCAAGAAGGAUCUCAAGAGGAAGACAUUGGCAGUGACUGAAGAGGAAAGCUUAUCUGAUCCACGGUGUAUAUACCUGUGCGGCAACUCCCUUGGUCUGCAGCCCAAAAAUACUCGAAAGUAUAUCGACCGGUACCUUCGAACAUGGGCCAUCAAGGGCGUGACCGGCCACUUCGUCCCUCAUGAAGACCAGCUGCUUCCUCCGUUCGUCGAUGUUGAUAGUGCAGGAUCUCAAUUUAUGGCGCCAGUUGUGGGUGCGUCGCCCAGUGAAGUUGCAGUCAUGGGAACUUUGACUGCAAACAUCCAUUUCCUGUUGGCAAGCUUCUAUCGCCCGACGAAGGAGAAGUACAAGAUUAUCAUGGAGGGCAAAGCAUUCCCAAGUGAUCAUUAUGCGGUCGAGUCUCAGAUCAGACAUCACAAUUUGGAGCCGAAGGAGGCAAUGGUCCUCAUUGAACCCAAGGACCCGGAUACUCCCAUUAUCACGACUGAACAAAUAAUGCAAAUCAUCGAUGAACACGCAUCCAGCGCAGCGCUUGUCCUCCUCCCAUCCAUCCAGUUCUACACGGGACAAUACUUUGAAAUGAAGAAAAUUACGGCGCACGCUCAUUCGCGGGGUCUCCUGAUCGGCUGGGACUGCGCGCAUUCUGUUGGUAACGUCGAUAUGAAACUUCACGACUGGGACGUGGACUUCGCGGCGUGGUGCAACUACAAAUACGUGAAUGGCGGACCUGGAGUUAUCGCAGGAUUGUUCGUCCACGAGAAGCAUGGGCGGGUUGAGCUCGAAAAGGCGAACGAUGACGAAGGAUCUUUCCGGCCCCGUUUGGCUGGCUGGUGGGGAGGAGACAAGCAGACCAGGUUUCUGAUGGAGAACAAGUUUGUCCCUCAACCGGGAGCGGCAGGAUACCAGGUUUCUAAUCCAUCCGUUCUGGAUCUGAACGCAGUGGUGGCUGGACUGGAAAUCUUCAACCGAACCUCCAUGGCUGAGCUCCGCAAGAAGUCCCUCCAUCUGACGGGCUACCUCGAACAUCUAUUGUUGAAAUAUCCUCUGGAUGCCUCGCCUGAGGAUAAGCCGUUCACAAUAAUCACCCCUUCGAACCCAGAAGAACGCGGCGCACAGCUCAGUCUGCGUCUGCAAGAGGGAUUGCUGGACCGGGUCCUCGAGAUCCUUGAAGAACACGGAGUGGUUGUCGAUGAAAGAAAGCCGGACGUGAUCCGCGUGGCACCAGCACCAUUGUACAAUACUUACUCUGAGGUUUGGGAGUUCUGUGAGAUCUUCCUGCAGGCUUGUCGCGAAGCGGUGAAAGCGAAGAAGUCAUAG